GAAUUCUUCACUUAUAUGUAGAGAGAGAGAGAGAGAGAGAGAGAGAGAGACAAAGAGGUGCAACGGUGCAUUACACAAGCUCUGUGGGAGAAAGAGAGAGAGAGAGAGAGAGAGAGAGAGAGAGGGAGAAAGGAGACCAACCCAAGCUUCUCUCUCCCUCUCUUGCCUACUUCGCAGAGGAAAUGGGUGCCCCUUUAUCUUCCUGGCCAUGGGAGAACAUGGGAAGCUACAAGUACAUGUUAUACGGGCCUCUGGUCGCCAAGGCUGCUUGCGAAUGGAGAGAUGGGAGGUCAGUCGGGUGGUCGCUGCACCUUCUAAUUCUCUUCGGCCUCAGGAGCCUCACGUACCAGCUCUGGUACUCCUUCACCAACAUGCUCUUCUUCACCCGCAAGCGCCGGGUGAUCAACGAAGGCGUCGACUUCAAGCAGAUAGACAACGAAUGGGACUGGGAUAAUUUCCUCAUCCUGCAAGCUCUCCUCGGAUCCAUGAUCUCCCACCACGCCCCUCCCCUCGAGGAGCUCCCUAUCUUGGGACUCCAAGGGUGCAUCAUCGCGCUGCUGCUCCAUGUGGGCGUUUCAGAGCCUGUGUUCUACUUGGCGAACAGGUGGUUCCACAGCGGCUCCCUCUUCACCCACUACCACUCCAUCCAACACGCCUCCCCCGUACCAACGCCGAUGACAGCUGGGUUUGGCACGCCAUUGGAGCACCUCGUGUUGGGCGCGGUUAUGGCCGCCCCGCUGCUCGGCGCCUUCUUGAUGGGAUGUGGCUCGGUUGGGUUGGUGUACGGGUACGUCUUCGUCUUCGACUUCCUGAGGUGCAUGGGAUACAGCAACGUGGAGGUGUUCCCUGUUCGGCUGCUGCAGGCCCUGCCCUUCCUCAGAUACCUCAUUUACUCCCCUACAUAUCUAAGCCUCCACCACAAGGAGAAGAACUGCAACUUCUGCCUUUUCAUGCCUCUUUUUGAUCUACUCGGGAAGACAGUGAAUAGCAGGACAUGGGACUUGCAACGGGAGAUUAGCGCAGGGAAGAACGACCGAGUCCCUGACUUCGUCUUCCUCGCGCACGUCGUCGAUAUCUUCUCCUCCGUGCACGUGCCCUUCGUGUUCCGAUCGGCCUCCUCGAUGCCGUUCUUCACCAACCCUCUGCUGUUCUUCCUUUGGCCGCUCGCCUUCUUCUCCAUGCUCGUAAUGUGGGCUCUGUCCAAGACAUUCUUGCUGUCCUUCUACAACCUGAGAGGGCGGCUACACCAGACGUGGGUAGUCCCGAGAUAUGGAUUUCAGUAUUUCUUGCCAUUCGCCAGGAAGGGCAUCAAUAACCAGAUCGAACUGGCCAUCCUGAGGGCAGAUAAGAUGGGAGUCAAAGUCCUCAGUCUCGCAGCACUGAACAAAAAUGAAUCGCUUAACGGUGGCGGGACACUGUUCGUCAGCAAACAUCCAGAUCUAAGAGUUCGAGUCGUCCAUGGCAACACCUUGACGGCAGCCGUGAUGCUAAACGAAAUCCCCAGGGAUGCGAAGGAGGUGUUCCUGACAGGGGCCACCUCCAAGCUUGGAAGAGCGAUCGCACUGUAUCUUUGCAGGAAGAACAUCCGAGUUCUAAUGCUGACUCUAUCGGCCGAAAGAUUUCUGAAUAUCCAGAAGGAGGCCCCGGCAGACUGCCAACACCAUCUCGUGCAGGUCACCAAGUGCCAAGCAGCACAAAAUUGCAAGACAUGGAUCGUUGGCAAGUGGAUGUCGCCGAGGGAGCAGCGAUGGGCGCCGCCGGGCACGCACUUCCACCAGUUCGUGGUGCCUCCCAUCAUUGGCUUCAGGAGGGACUGCACCUAUGGAAGCCUGGCAGCCAUGAGGCUUCCCAAGGAUGUCCAAGGUCUCGGAUCGUGUGAGUACACGAUGGAGCGAGGAGUGGUUCACGCCUGCCACGCCGGUGGAGUGGUUCAUUACCUCGAAGGGUGGACGCACCACGAGGUGGGCGCCAUCGACGUCGACCGCAUCGACGUGGUGUGGAAAGCUGCACUGAAGCAUGGCCUGACGCCGGUUUGAGGCGGAGGUGAUGUCAUCAAACGGCAGAUUCGUGUUCCUUUGCUUUCCGUACGUAUUCCCUUCUCAGGUUGACAGCAACGCUACGGCAGCUCUCGCAUGUGGAUGUUGCAACUGUAAUCCAAGAUUUCCGAGUUCGUAGUUGGCAUCAACUCGUCAAAUUCUUUUACAUGUAGGUGUGGAACUUAUCAUCAUAAUAAAAGCAAGGCAUGUUGUUGCA
This is a messenger RNA of Musa acuminata AAA Group (dessert banana), 2253 nucleotides long. RefSeq names its product very-long-chain aldehyde decarbonylase GL1-2-like. Gene Ontology annotation, biological process: sterol biosynthetic process. Gene Ontology annotation, molecular function: C-4 methylsterol oxidase activity; iron ion binding. Gene Ontology annotation, cellular component: endoplasmic reticulum membrane. The transcript has 11 exons. The record is from RefSeq and is a predicted model, not a curated record. Bases 183 to 2036 code for a protein of 617 amino acids. NCBI's taxonomy places the organism in Eukaryota, Viridiplantae, Streptophyta, Magnoliopsida, Zingiberales, Musaceae.